This is a messenger RNA of Chenopodium quinoa (quinoa), 2397 nucleotides long. RefSeq names its product ubiquitin carboxyl-terminal hydrolase MINDY-1-like. The record is from RefSeq and is a predicted model, not a curated record. The coding region runs from base 152 to 2191 and encodes 679 amino acids. Gene Ontology annotation, molecular function: cysteine-type deubiquitinase activity; K48-linked deubiquitinase activity; cysteine-type carboxypeptidase activity. The transcript is spliced from 12 exons. Gene Ontology annotation, cellular component: cell periphery; cytosol. Lineage: Eukaryota; Viridiplantae; Streptophyta; Magnoliopsida; Caryophyllales; Amaranthaceae. Gene Ontology annotation, biological process: protein K48-linked deubiquitination.
ACGGAAAAACACUUUAAACUUGAACAUUUCAAUUCAAUCUUCUUUCCUUUCUUUCAAAAUCCACUACUAACAUAAAUAAACAUCAAAAUUUAAAACUAUUUUUUCUCUCUUUUUUCUCUCUCCUCCUAAGCUAACACCACAGAGGUCGGCCAUGGCUUCUUCUUCGGAUGAACAACAUCAACAAAAACAACCUCAAGAACAACAACAAUCUUCAGAUGAAACUGCUUCUGAAAGUGUUCUUCACAAAACCAAGACAAUCAAUUUCUUCGGUCGUUCUACUCCUAUUAUUCUUCAAAACGACAAUGGACCUUGUCCUCUCAUCGCUAUCUGUAAUGUACUGCUGUUGAGGAAUGAAUUGAAUUUGAGUGCUGAUGUAAGUGAAGUUUCACAGGAGAAGCUACUUUCAUUAGUUGCUGAGAGAUUGCUUGAUUCAGACAACAAUAACAAUAAUAAAGAUGCAGGUUAUGUUGAAAACCAACAACAAAAUAUUUCUGAUGCGAUAAACUUGCUGCCACGGCUUACGACUGGCAUUGAUGUAAAUGUCAAAUUUGAUAGGAUUGAUGCUUUUGAGUUUACUCCAGAGUGUGCAAUAUUUGAUCUUCUGGGUAUCCCAUUGUAUCAUGGUUGGUUAGUUGAUCCUCAGGAUCAUGAGACUGCUGAAGCAAUUGGAUCAAAAUCUUAUAAUACUCUUAUGGGGGAUCUUGUUGCCUUGGAAACAUGGAAAAUGGAGAAUGUGGGAAAGGAUAAAUCUGAUGAAGACUGCAUUGAUUUUGCGGCUGCAACUACUGCAGCCUUGGGUGUUCCUUCACCUAGUCUUUCAAGGGCUAAGUCUUUUGACGAGUCUCCACGUUCUGCUUCUGAUCAACAAAUAUUUGGAAAAAGAGAUGCUGAGGAAGAGGCACAAUUGUUAGAAGUGUUGAAAUUAUCGAAGGUCGAUCUACCUUCUAAUAUAGAAGCAGUCCCUGCAGGAGAUGUAGUGAUAUCUUUUGAUGAGAAUGUGCAUGUGUCGAAGUCACUUGUUAAUUCUGCUCAUGUAUGUGAAGGACAUAGCACCAAUGGACCAUUAGAUGUAGAGCCUUCUGUAUCAGGCAAUGAUGAAGUGCAUGACCAUUUUGAUAGAAAAUUAGUUUCAUCUGAAAAAGAUGAUGACCAAUUAUUUCCUACAUUGCUUGGAGAAGUUUCCUUGUCAAAUGAUUUGGCAGAAUGCAAGCUUGACACAGCGAUUCUUAGUGACACUACUCCAGCAAAAGAUGCAGUAAAUGAUCAAGAAGCUGAAAGCUUGUCUACUCCUGUAAUUGAUGUCAGUGAGGGGUUGCAUAAACUAUCUUUAGAACAAACUUCUAGUCAGAUUGCAGGUCAUGCUGAUUAUGAGCCAUCUAGUGGCUCAAUGCCCAGCAUUGAAGCAGUUGAAUCUUUUACGUCGAGUCUUGAUGGAAGUGAACCUAUAUAUGAAGGGGAGGAGUGUAUCCUGGAUCCAGUAAAAACACUCUGUGAAGAUCGAGAACCUGUCUAUGAAGGUGAGGUGGUUUUGGCUGAACAGGCUGACAAUGGAGUUAAAGAUGCCUCUGAUGUGAGUCCCAAGCAUGGAAUAUCACUUAGACAGGGGGAACUUAUUGACAACUUUUUGAAAAGCAAUGCCAACCAGUUGACUUUUUAUGGCUUAUUUUGCUUGCAAGCUGGUCUCGAUGACCAUAAGCUUUGUGUUUUUUUUCGAAAUAAUCAUUUCAGCACAAUGUUUAAGCUGGAUGGUGAACUCUAUCUUUUAGCCACAGAUCAAGGAUACAUGAAUCAGCCUGACUUAGUUUGGGAAAAGUUGAAUGAGGUCAAUGGAGAUACACUGUUCAUGACUAGUAAUUUCAAGGAAUUUAGGCUGGAAAGCAGUUCAAAUGGUACAUGGGAUCAACAGAAUGCUGUAGCUAAUACUGCUGACUAUCUGGCCAGCAUUGAUAACUCAACAACGAAUGACUCAAAUAUGAAUUCCGAUCUACAAUUGGCAAUCGCUUUGCAACAACAGGAGUUUGAGCAGCAGCAGCAGCAGCGGAAUCCUCCACAACAAGCUUCUAGUGCUGGCAGUUCUAGGCUUAUAACAGGUUCCCAGGUUCCCCGAAGUAGUGCAAAAGCAACAUCGUCAUCAUCUACCCCGAGGCAAGAUCAAAAAUCAAAAGAUAAAUCCAAUUGUAAAAUUAUGUGACAUUUUUUGGUGGGGAAUUUGUCAAAUUGUAAGUGUAAAUUUUGUGUUUCUAACUUGUUUUAUAGCAGUACAUGUGAUGUAUCCAUUCAAAAUCCCCUCUAGAUUGGUUUUGCAUCUUGAUUUUUAUGCUUUUGGGCUGUAAAUAAUGAUGGUAUAAUAAUGCCAUAGGCCUUGCAAUGCGAAUUCCUCCUUUUUGUUUUCCUCUC